CAACAUCAUUUUUGGAUCCGAAAUAAGGAAGAUCGAUGAUCUCAGCGCUGCACGCGCCCAGUAAGAGCGAGUUAUCGUUCCUUCUUUACCCAUGCAACUGGGACGUUACACUGCUGCGUGACAACUCGCUUCUCCUGAUAGCUGACCUUGCCCUGAGCAUACACAAUCCUUCACGAGACGAUCCCCACCAUGGGACAUAAGAUUUUUUCCCGCGUUCCACAGACCCAAGCUCGCUCAUGCUCCACCUUCUCUGUUCCUCCACUCGAUGGGACACUCACUCUUCCGGAACUCUUUGAAUGGCAGAGUAAACACUCUCCCAAUCAUCGUCUUUUCACCUUCUCGCGAGAGGAUGGUACUAUCGGGAACAUAUAUUGGCCCGAGGCUAUUCGCGCCGUGCAUACGGGUGCAAGGAUCAUUCAGGACCGUCUGGGCGCUAAACACGAGUCAAAGGAUGCACCUGUAGUUGCCAUACUCGCACAUUCUGGCAUUUUACGUGCGAACUGCGUGGCCUUCCCGAUUUCUCCGCGCAAUUCCCCUGCGGCUACCGCCCAUCUUCUAGUCACGGCGAAGGUUCAGCAUAUCCUCGUUGGUCGGGAGCAGGCGAUGCUCGAUCUCGCGCACAGCGCGCUCAAGAUAAUGGAAUCUCAGCAUCCCUCAACCUCUCUGCCGCAGCUUUCCUCCAUGCCGCUUUUUGAAGACUUAUACCUUCGCGGCGACGACCUCGCUGACCCUGUCGAGAAUAUAGCAUUCAGCACUCCUGAUAUGAAUGCCACUGCAAUGAUCAUACACUCAUCAGGAUCGACUGCCUUUCCGAAACCAAUACAUGUCACGCAUCGUCGCUUUGUUGAACUGAGUUUGAUACCAUGGUUCGGCGAGCACGACUUGACAGACAAGGUUCUUUCACUACACGCGAUGCCGAUGUAUCACGGAAUGGGUACCAUGCAAGCCAGUUGGACGGCCUCCUGCGGGCUGGUCUUGAGCGUGUUCGAGCCAAAGUCGCCCGCUCUCAUACCGACCCCUGACUCAGUGUUACUCAAUGCCAAAGCUACAAACAGUGAUCUCGUGUUCUGUGUUCCGGCGUUCAUCGAGGCAUGGUCGAGAAGUCCUGAAUAUGUUACAUGGCUUGCCUCGCGUCAGGGAGUGCUAUACGGCGGAGGCCCGUUGGAUAAACACACUGGAGAUUAUCUAACGUCAAAAGGCAUAUCUAUUUACAUAUUAUAUGGAUCAACUGAAGCUGGGGUCAUGAGUCCCGUUUUACCUGCCCAUGUCGAGUAUGACUGGGCUUAUUUCAGGUUUCCUGAUUAUAUGAAGACGGAGAUGGUAUCUUACGGCGACAACACUUUUGAACUAGUCGUAAUAGCCAGCGAGUUCAACCAGCCAUCAGUUUUGAACACGGUUGUCUCCGGCGUCAAAGCGUAUGCGACCUCAGAUUUACUUUCACCUCAUCCGACCAAACCAGGAUUCUGGAGGGUCUAUGGCCGCACAGAUGACCAAAUCAUGCAUAACACGGGUGAGAAGACCAAUCCCGGCCCCCUAGAGAGCAUACUCUAUCAGGACCCGCAUGUGCAAUCAUGCGUGAUGUUCGGCCGUGGUCGCUUCCAAGCGGGCGUACUCAUAGACGUAAAGCCGCAGUUCAAAUUCGAUCCAUCGGACGAGGUCGCACUUGCUGCCUUCCGAAAUGCGAUAAUGCCAACGGUAGAAAAAAUGAACGAGUACGCGCCGCAGCACUCGCGGAUCUUCAAGGAGAUGAUUAUUGUGUCCAAACCGUCUAAGCCGUUCACGUACACCGCGAAGGGCACUCCGCGCCGUCACGCCGUGAUCAAGGAUUACGACAACGAAAUCGACGAGUCGUAUAAGCUCAUCGACCAAAGCACGCUGUCAAACAUUCCGGCACCGCCUGAGUGGGAUAUAGUUGACAUUACAGAUUUCGUCCGUGCAGUCGUUGCAAAGGUCAUGACGCACGAUGUCGGCGAUCACGAUGACCUGUUCGAGCACGGCUGUGACAGCUUGCAGGCAACGUGGAUCCGCAAUUCUCUCCUACGAGCGGUACGUAACACUGCCGAGCUGGAAACUCGCAAGUCUGCCAAGAACUUUGUCUACGAGCACCCAAUGAUUGCCAGCCUCGCUGCCUUCAUAUCGUCCAUGGCGACGGGUAUCGAAAACGGCAAAGUAAUCUCUCAGCAAGCCCGCGUGGAUGCUAUGAAUGCAAUGGUCUCUACGUAUACAAAGGCAUUUCUGACUCACAAGGAAAGUCCGCGCUCAGCAGCCUCGUCCCUGACUGGGGAUGUAGUAGUUCUGACAGGAACGACUGGUAAUCUCGGCUGUCGAGUCCUCGCUGAGCUGGCAUCGGACUCCACGGUUGCCAGGGUUUAUGCCUUGAAUAGAUCAUCGAGCAGUGAGCAGACGUUGUCCGAACGACAGAAGCUGGCGAUGGCUACGCAUGGUCUGGACGCUGGCUUGUUGCAAGGGGGCAAGGUUAUCCUGUUAGAGAGUGACGUUGCUUCGACGAACCUCGGUCUUGCUGAAGAUGUGUAUGAGGAGAUGCGCCAAAGUGUGACGCACAUUAUACACAACGCCUGGCCCGUGGAUUUCAACCUAUCUCUGGCAUCGUUCGAAAGGAGCGUGAAAGGUUUACGCUCUCUCAUCGACUUUGCGCUUGGGUCUCCUCGAGCAACUCCCCCGAAGUUGCUGUUCAUGAGCUCUAUCAGCGUUUUCCGCAACCUUCAGGGCGGUGAUGUGCAGACCGAAAGCCAGAUCGGACCCACAGUAGCAGCUGGAACCGGUUAUUCCGAAUCGAAAUGGAUAGCGGAAGAGAUCCUCUGCCGUGCUUCUGCAGCAACCACUCUCACGUCUGUGAUCGUUCGUAUUGGUCAAAUAUGCGGUGGUCCCGACGGGGCAUGGAACGCCAGAGAGUGGUUCCCUUCUCUCGUAAAGAGUGCUCAGAAGCUAGGCUGUUUCCCCGAUGAUCAGAGGACGGUGGAUUGGAUCCCGAUCGAUAUUGCUGCGACAGCAGUGACCCAGUUUCGUGGUGUUUCACGCACAUGCUUCGUUCACCUCGUCCACCCCCGUCCCGUGUCUUGGUCAUCCAUCGCCGCCGUCGUCGCGAACGAUCUGUCUGUCAAGCUCGUUUCAUACAAGCAGUGGUUGACAGCUCUGGAACAAGCACGUAGUAAAAUGUCCGGGGAUGACGAUGAUGAGACGAGGCCCCUUCGCGCCCUCCCCGCGCUGCUACUUCUGCCUUUCUUCCAAUCAGUCCUGAAGGCGCCAGGAGCGCAUGCCUUGGGCUUCCCCAUGCUCGAAACCACUCAUGCGAUUAGCUCAGCUGCCGUCCUGCGAGAUCCCCGUCUGCGGCAGUUGCGCUCGGGCGACGUGAAGAGUUGGUUGGCUUAUUGGCACAAGGUUGGGUUGUUGUCGAUGCCUGCGUAAAGAUUAUGUCUGUAUGACGCGACCUGUUGUGAUAAUUUGAUGUUGGCGGGAUACAUCAUCGAUCAGAUUCAUUGUGUGGUUAAAAUACGCCGUUUCAAGUUUCAUGUCCGAGAUGCAUGUGCUGAAC
This is a messenger RNA of Laetiporus sulphureus 93-53, 3553 nucleotides long. RefSeq names its product acetyl-CoA synthetase-like protein. The transcript is spliced from 19 exons. Lineage: Eukaryota; Fungi; Basidiomycota; Agaricomycetes; Polyporales; Laetiporaceae. Gene Ontology annotation, molecular function: phosphopantetheine binding. The record is from RefSeq and is a predicted model, not a curated record. Bases 190 to 3426 code for a protein of 1078 amino acids.